Galendromus occidentalis (western predatory mite) is the source of this 1701-nucleotide messenger RNA. Its product is annotated as activin receptor type-2A. NCBI's taxonomy places the organism in Eukaryota, Metazoa, Arthropoda, Arachnida, Mesostigmata, Phytoseiidae. Gene Ontology annotation, molecular function: activin receptor activity; activin binding; ATP binding. Gene Ontology annotation, cellular component: plasma membrane; activin receptor complex. The transcript has 6 exons. Gene Ontology annotation, biological process: activin receptor signaling pathway; cellular response to growth factor stimulus; protein phosphorylation. The record is from RefSeq and is a predicted model, not a curated record. Bases 1 to 1701 code for a protein of 566 amino acids.
AUGCCACAUUCAUAUCGAUACACGGCCGGCGUGCCGCAGCUGUCGACUAAGCUGUCGGUGGUGAUAUUGGUAGCUGCUGUUGUUGCGACGGUGCCAAGAGCCGUCAGUGCGGAUCAAGCCCUUCUGAGAUGUGCUUUCCACAACAUCACGGUGCCUGUAGAGGAUGAAGUUACUGAAGAUUGCAAGAUCGAAACUCCCGGUCACGGACCGUCGUUCUGUUUCGUCUUAUUCAGUCGAAACAAGGUUACUCAGGAGUAUGAGGCAUCUAUGAGAGGUUGCUGGCAAGGAGGCGAGAAUCAGUGCGUUGAAGGCGCGCACAGAGAUCCGGAUAUGGGCGCGUGCUACAAUCGGAAGAACAACGGAGCGACGAUGUUGUUCUGCUGUUGUCUGAGCUCGGGAUGCAAUCGGGAUUUCAGCCCUCUGCCUCCGAUGCAGACGAGGACCGAAGACGAAGAUAUCGAACCGUCUCUGAAGAAGCUCGCCGAUCGAAGCGCAUCCAAGGCACUCGAAACGGGCGGAAUCUCGUUUAUCUACAUCAUUCUGGCGAUCGGCGCUCUGGGAGUCGGUACAUCUUUGACCUACCUGUCGGUGCUCGGAUUCCGGAAGCAUCGUCAGAUCAAAGACGCCCAGAUGCAUUUCGGCUAUGACAACAAAUUCAGCAAGGGUGCACAAGAGCACCCGGGCUCGAUGCUGCAACUUGACAACGUCUCGCUGUUCGAUCUGGCCGCACAGGGCCGAUUCGGUGCCGUUUAUCGAGGUCGAGUGGACGAUACUCAGGUUGCGGUGAAGAUCUUCCCGGCCGGGGAGCGACAGAGUUGGGAGAAAGAGCUCGAAGUGUACCGCUUGCCCCAAAUGGAGCAUGCCAACAUCCUCAGUUUCUUCGGGACGGGUACAAAGAUAAACCCUCAAACCGGUCUUACUGAGUACUGGCUCCUGACCACCUGGCACGAGCAGGGCAGCCUCUACGAUUUCCUGUGUCGGAACACGAUCACCUACGAGCAACUCCUCCUGUUGGCCGACUCGAUCGCCAAGGGUGUGAUGCACAUCCAUACGGAUAUCCCAGCCUCGGCCACCCACGGUUAUAAACCAGCCAUGGCUCACCGGGACAUAAAAUCGAGGAACAUCAUCCUAAAAGACGAAUCCACUGCCUGUAUAGCCGAUUUCGGUCUCGCAAUCGUUUUCGAAUCCGGAGCGAACAUCGGUGAAGUUCACGGCCAGGUUGGCACACGUCGCUACAUGGCACCCGAAGUUCUAGAAGGCGCCAUUUCGUUCGAUCAAGAGGCGUUCCAGAGAAUUGACAUGUAUGCCGUCUCUCUUGUUCUGUGGGAGAUGCUCUCCAGGACAAAAGAUUGCGAUCCGUUCCCGAAAUGCAGAAUGCCCUUCGAGGACCAGGUCGGCCAACACCCGACUCUGGAAGACAUGCAGGAAACGGUCGUCAACAGGAAGUCAAGACCUCCGAUCCGCGAGAGUUGGCGCCAGAACAGCAAACUCUCGCUCCUCAUAUCCACGCUCGAAGAGUGCUGGGACGCCGAUGCCGACGCUCGUCUGAGCGCUUGCACCGUACACGAGAGGCUGCAAUACCUCAUAGGGAACCUCGAGCCGGUCGAAAAGAAACCCGUCGAUAGCGUCGAUAGCGAAUGCACGGCUCUGCUGCAAGGAACAGAGAGCUCAGACACCUUCGAGAUGCAACAGAUGCCCUAA